GACCGGGGAGGGUGCUGAGGAGGAGGUGAAUAACACAUACGUAGAUGAGACACAUCAGGGCGACUGUGCAUCUGUCUGGCUGAAGGAUCCUCCUCCUCCUCCUCCUCCUCCUCCUCAACAUGGUACUACGUGUUAAAAAGCAAACACUGAGCAAAUAGUAAAUAGAGAUGCAUGAAGCCACAGAGGAAAGGAGACGAAUGGAACUGAAUCAAGCAGAAGAGAAACUGAAGGAAAGCGAGGACCAACCUAACCUCGUGUCGUCCAAAUAGAGCCCCCGAACCGGGCUUGUUCCAAAGAGGGGCUGUGAUUAAACCCCUUCUCAGCCACCCACCCUCAAUCGAGUGACAGAAGCUCGCCUGCUCCGAGGGAAUAAGCAGCAAUACCAAUAGAUCACUGUGAACUGCGGCUGCUGUUCGCGAGGGAUUUAAUUUUGGUUUUUUUUUUUUUUUGCUUUCACAUUUUUCUUCCAGUUUUUUUUAAAGGUGUCUGCUAUUUUCCUGAUUCCAACUCUGUGCUAUUCCGCCUUCAGCUUCGCAGAUUGUUAAUUUUUACCUCAUCUCUCUCCUUCCCCCUUUCCUCCGAGGAAAGAAAAGGAUUAAAAGUUACAAGUAUUGUUAUCGUCGGGUUUGUAGGUUAUUCUCUCCCCACUCUCCCUUUGGUGUGUGUUGUAAAAGUAGCGAGUACUAUGUGCACCAACAUAGUUUACGAAUGGCUAAAAGCCCUUCAACUCCCCCAGUACGCGGAGUCCUUCGUGGAUAAUGGUUACGAUGACCUGGAGGUGUGCAAACAGAUCGGGGAUCCUGACCUGGACGCCAUCGGGGUCUUGGCCCCCCAGCACCGGCGCCGGAUCCACGACGCGGUAAGGAGGCUACGGGAGCAAGACGCCAAUGCCGCCGGCCUCUACUUCACCCUGGAGCCGCAGCCGCUGCAGCCCCAGCAGCAGCCUGGUUCCCCUUCCCCAGAAAUCUACACCAGUCACCUAGUGGAGCAGUAUGAGGGUCAGGCUUGGAGGGAGUCCCAGCCCGGCCAGACCCAAGGACCCAGGGGGGUCUCUAGGAACCAGAAAGCCGGGUCCCGGAGCAAGGAACUGGUGACUUACCCCAAACUCAAACUGAAAAUCAUGAUCAGGGAUAAACUCGUCCGGGAUGGAAUCAACUUAAGCAAGCCCCCGUACUCCAAUAAGGAUGGUUCAUUGGGAAACAUCGAUGACCUAGCACAACAAUAUGCAGAUUAUUAUAAUACCUGUUUUACUGAUGUAUGUGAAAGAAUGGAAGAGCUGCGGAAAAGAAGGGUUUCUCAAGACCUUGAUUUGGAGAAACCUGAUGCCAGCCCCACGUCACUACAGCUGCGAUCCCAGAUUGAAGAAUCGCUUGGCUUCAGUAGCACGCUGUCAACCCCAGAGACGGAGAGAAAGCUUCCUCUUCACAAAUCAAAUUCAGAAGAAGGCUCCAUAGGAAAAGGAGAUUGGAAAAAGAAAAACAAGUAUUUCUGGCAGAACUUCCGCAAGAACCAGAAAGGAAUAAUGAGGCAGACGUCCAAAGGAGAAGAUGUUGGCUAUGUGGCAAGUGAGAUAACAAUGAGUGAUGAAGAACGCAUCCAGCUGAUGAUGAUGGUAAAAGAAAAGAUGAUCACCAUUGAGGAAGCCCUUGCCAGGCUCAAGGAAUAUGAGGCUCAGCACAGGCAAUCAGGAACCUUGGAUCCUGCAGACUGGCCAGAUGGCUCUUAUCCGUCUUUUGAUGGCUCUUCCAACUGUAAUUCAAGAGAACAAUCGGAUGAUGAAACAGAGGAGUCGGUGAAGUUUAAGAGGUUGCACAAGCUGGUAAAUUCUACUCGAAGAGUCAGAAAGAAACUCAUUAGGGUGGAAGAAAUGAAAAAACCCAGCACUGAAGGUGUGGAGGAUCACCCGAUUGCCAGCUCCCCAAUCCUGGAUGAAAGGUCAGCUCUCUACUCUGGAGUUCACAAGAAGCCAUUCUACUUCGAUGGCUCCAAUGAGAAAUCACCAGAAGAUGACUCGGACUCCUUCACCACCUGUCCUUCAUCCAGCAGUCUGGACACUUGGGGUGCAGGCCGAAAGCUGGUUAAAACCUUUAGCAAAGGAGACGGCCGUGGCCUGAUAAAGCCUGCUAAAAAGAUGGGGACAUUUUUCUCCUAUCCAGAGGAGGAGAAGACCCAGAAGGUCUGCCGUUCCCUCACCGAUGGGGAGAUGAAGAAAGGUCUCGGCUCCUUAAGUCAUGGGAGGACCUGCAGUUUCGGAGGAUUUGACUUGACGAAUCGUUCUCUGCACAUUGGGAAUAAUAAUUCUGACCCAAUGGGUAAAGAGGGAGAUUUUGUGUAUAAAGAAGUAAUCAAGUCACCAACUGCCUCCCGCAUCUCUCUUGGAAAAAAGGUGAAAUCAGUGAAAGAGACAAUGAGGAAAAGAAUGUCUAAGAAAUACAGCAGUUCUGUUUCUGAGCAGGACUCCAGCACUGAUGGAAUACCGGGGUCUCCCCAGUCACCUCAACCUGAUAAAGAGUCCCUGGAAAAACCUAAACUGAAAGCUGGUGGGUCUGUGGAGAGUCUGAGGAGUUCUCUCAGUGGUCAGAGCUCAAUGAGUGGUCAGACGGUGAGUACAACUGAUUCCUCAGCCAGUAACAGGGAGAGUGUCAAAUCUGAAGAUGGUGAUGAUGAAGAGCCUCCCUAUCGAGGGCCUUUCUGUGGGCGAGCAAGGGUUCACACUGACUUUACACCUAGUCCUUAUGAUACAGACUCCCUCAAGCUCAAGAAAGGUGAUAUUAUUGAUAUAAUCAGCAAGCCUCCAAUGGGUACCUGGAUGGGAUUGUUGAACAACAAAGUUGGUACUUUCAAAUUUAUCUAUGUGGAUGUGUUAAAUGAAGAGGAAGAGAAACCCAAGCGCCCCACUAGGAGAAGGAGAAAAGGAAGACCACCACAGCCCAAAUCUGUAGAAGAUCUGCUUGACAGGAUCAACCUAAAAGAACACAUGCCCACCUUUCUGUUUAAUGGCUAUGAGGACCUGGACACCUUCAAGCUUCUGGAAGAAGAAGACUUGGAUGAGCUAAACAUCAGGGACCCAGAGCACAGAGCUGUGCUCUUGACAGCAGUGGAAUUGUUACAAGAAUAUGACAGUAAUAGUGACCAGUCAGGAUCUCAGGAGAAACUUCUCAUUGACAGCCAAGGCCUGAGUGGGUGCUCCCCAAGAGACUCAGGUUGCUAUGAAGGCAGUGAAAACCUGGACAAUGGUAAGACUCGGAAGGCUGUACCGACUAAGUCAACCAUGGAUCCUCACUUUAAAGAUUUCGACAGAAAUCAGCUGGCCAGCUACCCGACAUUGCCUUUAACUAAGUCAGUCAAAGCUUUGAAGGAAGGAGAGAAGGAAGCCCGGCUUAUCAAGAUUCAUGCUUCUGACGCCUGCGGUGAGCCAAGUGUGACCGACUCCAAGACAAACCGUAGAAGCUUACCAGUCUCCAUCUGUCGGAGCUGUGAGACCCUGGAGGGCACUGAAGCCACAGAGACUUGGCCAAGGUCCCAUUCCCUGGAUGACCUUCAAGGAGAGCCUAGUGCUAAACAAGAUGUGCCUAAAAAGGAAGCAGAAUCACCGCCUCAGAACGUACCAGAAGUGCCCCAAAAGACAACUGUUUGCAACCUGAAGGCAAAAAUUCCCUCAGAUGUCUCUUCUGUACAAGACCCACUGCUACUGACCCAAAGCGUGAGAUUUUCUGAUCCUCAGAAAAUUAAAACUAAGACAUCAGACUGCCCAUCCACAGUCUCUUCACAUGGGACAAUUCCUUGUUUGCCUAAAAAUUAUGAAGCUCAGCCUGCCUCAGUUAAACAGACUUUAACAAGGACUCCUCUAGAGGGUCACAAAAAAGGGCAUGAUCUUGAAGGAACAAAUAACCCUCCAGUCACCAAAGAAGGGGUCGAAGUGGAUCAGAGGGUCACUGAGGCAAGAACACAGCCAAAAAUUCCUUCACAGCCUCCACCUGUUCCUGCCAAAAAGAGCAGAGAACGCCUCACUAAUGGACUACACCAUGCACCCGUUGCCCAUACUGGUGCCUUCUCUAAUCCAGAUGUACCAUGCUUGCCAGUUAAAAAGAAUAGUCCCAUUAGCCCUAGUGACUGUCAUACAAUAACAGUUUGUAGGUCUUCCCCAGAACAAGAGCCUGGCAGCCCUCCAACCACACGGCCACCAUGGCUGUCUGAACUCCCAGAAUCCACUAGUAUUCAACAGCAUGGAGUCAAGCUGGGUCUUCCUUUGACAAGGAAGAUCUCCUGUGCCAGAGGAGUAGAUCUGGACAUGUUGGUAGAGAACAAGUUGCAAACUGAAGGUAUCGAUCUCACUGAGGAACCAUAUUCUGAUAAGCAUGGCCGUUGUGGGAUUCCCGAAGCUCUAGUACAGAGGUAUGCUGAAGAUCUAGGUCAGCCAGAGAAAGAGAUUGCUGUGAAGAUGGACCAAAUCCGAGUAAAGCAGCUUAGGAAGCAGCACCGGAUGGCGAUCCCAAGUGGAGGACUCACAGAAAUCUGCAGAAAACCCCUUUCCCCAGGAUGUGUGACCUCAGUCUCUGACUGGCUGAUUUCCAUUGGCCUGCCUAUGUAUACCGGCAUCCUCACAGAAGCAGGGUUCAACACACUGAGCCAAGUGCCUUCUCUGUCACAGACUUGCCUUCAGGAUGUUGGCAUCACAGAGGAGAGACACAUAAGUAAGCUUGUAACGGCAGCCAGACUCUUCAAACCACCCCUGAACCCGGAAGCCAUGUAACUGAAAGUGGGCAUCCCAUCAACAUCCACUACCCUUUCUUUCACUGUGCUUAAUAAUACCCGUGCAAUUUCUACAAAUGGCCUCCAGAAGAGCAGGGCCAGCCUUGGGCCGGCUCCAAUGCAGCCAAGUGAAAGCUCGACCAAGAACUGGAAACUUUCUUCUUAGUGAAGACAAAUAACCAGGGCCAUCCUCUUUGUCCCCCAAAGGAAAGUCAAGGAAGUAUUUUCAUUUUGGAAGUUCAUGGGAACCGCCUUGCAAACCUGUGACAGAUGUCAUUUGCAAAUCUGUCUUUUUAGGGUAGGAUAAGAGUGGGUGAGUUGUUUGAGGGAGCUAAGCCCAUUUCCCAAUGUUAUCGGAACAUCAUUCUCCUUCCUGUUGCUCUGUAUAGUACUGAGCGGCCAAACAGGUUUUAGCUAGGCCAAAGUAACAGACUCUGGAGUUAGUUUACAGUAUCGCUCAUUUUCAGUUACUCAUGGGUAAUUAAAUGAGACUGGCACCAGGAACAAGAAAAGUCUUGUUUUGGGUUGGUUUGGUUUUUUUCCCUUUGAUAAAGCAAGUCAUUCUAUAACAAUUGCUUUCUAGCAAUCAGCUUUUUAUUUGCCUUAACAUAAGCUCUUAAGCAGUAUCGUAACUAAUGUCCAGUCACCUGUAACCAUAUUUCUCAAUCUUCAGCUUAGACUGCCAUCUAACAUCCUGGGAUGUUUCUGGACAAAAACAAACAAACAAAAAACUGGCUUUUUAAAGUCUCACUUUAAGAUGGCCAGUGUUUAGGGUUGUUUUUCCAUGGCGUUCAUGUUGGGUUUCAGUUGUUAGACUAACAAAAUCAGUAAAUAUGUCUACAAUUUACAGAGAUAUCUUUUCUUGUGUGUGUAUACGUGUGUGUGUGUGUGUGUGUGUGUUUGCAGUAACUGCCUUUCAUUUUAAUAAUUUUUAAUACUGUUACCGUAUCAAUCAUACUCCAGCAUCGACUUGGUAUUAUGACCACAGCCAUUCCAGACUUUAUUUUAUCUGCUCAUGGGUCAUCUUUGUAAAAGCCAUUAAGAGAUUGAAUUGUUCAGGAUGAGGUUUCAAAGAAGGAAACAAGUUCAUAGGUUGUUUUUAGUUUUGGUUUUGUUUUUGGAGAGUUAAGGUGUUUAUGUUGCAUUUUUUAAAAUUGCUGUCUUUUUGUUUUCUGGAUGCUUCUUGUAUUUCAAAGAAAGUUUCAUUUAUGGAGGGUCAGACAAAUUAUUUUUAGCCAUAUCUGUUAAGGAUUUACAUGUAUUCACAAACUGAUGUAAAAUAUUUUAAUAAGGUCCAUCUUUUUGCAGCUUAAUCUCUUGUUUUCUAGCAGAUGCCGAAUGCAAAGAACCUACCCAUUAGGUAGGGUUAUGCUAUAUGCCCCCCAGUGCCAUCUGUUUUUUAACUUCCUAUUAAAGCACUCAUUUGUACAAUAGAUGUCACAGUCACAAUUUUGAUAACUUUGAAUGGACACCGGGCUUUGCUUAGUCAAUAGUUACAAAUACUUUCAUUUAGCCAUGAAAUUCCCCAUGAGAAAUUAUUUCAUUAUGUCCAAAGCAUCUUUCCGUAUUCCUUCUAUCAUUGUCAGCAAGUUUUUGAAGUAAAGGAGAGAAUCUUUUUGAUGACUUUUUUAGGGGAAAAUUAGGCAUUACUGAAUGCUUUGGUCAGUGGCAAGACUUUCAUUUAAAAAACAACAACAACAACAAAGCAACCACUAUAUUAACUUUGGUUUUUUUGUUGCCAUUUUAUUUUCAAUGAUUUGUUUCUCAGUAACAUUCAGCUUUUCCAAGAUCUGAUAUAAAGGAGAUGCUGGGACAUAGCCUAAGAACAGUUAAAGCUGUCAGCUUUAUAUUUAAUGCUAAUUAGCAUGUCAUUUUAUCCCAAUUAAGCACUUGCAUUCAUGUGUCUCCGGAGCUUCGUAUUUAUGUAAACAUGGCUUAUUUAGGGUGCCCAGAGGUUGGGGGUUGCUAGUGUGACCAAAUUAUUUGAAAAUGUUUCAGGAGAUAAAUCAUGAGAUAGGAGUUGGGAAGUGGGCUCUUUUCCUCCACUAGCAAUUGGAAGAAUAAGACAGAAGGCACUCUUUGGAAGCUCUCUGUAAGCCACCAAGAGUACCACAGUUUGAAGACCUGUGAGACAGGAUCAGAGAUAAAUUGCAUUUGACAAAUUCCAGGGAAGGAAAUUUUAUCUGAAUUAUUAAAUUCCCCCCCUCCCCCGCAGUAGAUAUUUUGUUUACUAGAAUCAAGAGAAAUAGAAACUUUUGAGCAUUUCAGAGACUCUGUGUCACCUUGCCUUUAAAAUGAUGAUUACAUUGGGGAGGCAGGGGAGGUUUGAACCAAAUCUAGGAAACGUCAUAUAAUUUUAAGAAGUUGGGGGGAGGGGUUUCCAGUUUAAUUAAUCUGGGAAAUGUGUGCUUUCAACCCUGGCUUUUCUGUGGUUUUAUAAUUUGUUUUAUGUUUGAUCUCCUUUUGCUUUAUACUUUUAACUUGAUCCUCGAAAAGCCUUAAGUUUCUGUGUGUGGUUGUCAGCUGAGGUUUGAAUGGUCAGCCUAUGCACUUCAUCUGACAGGUGGGAGGUUUCAGUCAUAUCACAUUUUUAAUUAAUUCUCUGUUGGGAGCAAUUCUUGAGCAAAAGGAUUGUAAAGCUUGUUGACUGUUGGAAAGCACAAAAGAAACCUACUGAACAAGUUCUGGCUCUGGCAGAUACUUGUUACAUGUCCACCUUGUGUAAUUUUAACUUCAAAAGUUGUCUGGCAAGAGCCAGUCCCAAAUACUGUUUACAUUCCCAGAUGAUUUAGCUAACACAUAACCUUUCGCCAAUGCCCUGUUCUUCUCAAAUCUAAGUUUGGGUGAAAUCAUAAGAUUCCUUUAUUGGAAAAUAGUUCCUUUCCCUAAGCAUGGCUGGAGAGGUCAGUUCACCACAAGGCUGGUGGCUUCUCAUUUGCAAGGGAAAAAAAGAUUGUACUCUGGGUCCAAGUUACCUUGAUUCUCAUUUGUCACGUUUAGGGGAAACAAAAACUUGUCAAGCAAGUGAUAUUAACAACUAACAAUGUUGCACUUUCUGUAUAUGAAAUCAAUAUUUAAAUAACUUAUUUUUCUCCAUUGCUGUUCUUAAACAAUGUAAGUAGCUGUAAGAUACCAGUACCGAUAUGGUCUUGCAAUUUGCUUCAGCUCAAGAAAGCGGUGUAUUGUUUUUAAAAAAAAAAGUGUAAAAAGUUAUUGUGCUGUUUCAUUUAGCAAAAAAAAAGUGGACAAAAGGGUUUUCCUGUGUAUCAAAACUUGUCUAUAAUUGUCAUUUUCUGUUGAUAGAAAAAAAGGUAAAUAAAUUUCUUCAGCUGAGUA
Phascolarctos cinereus (koala) is the source of this 8088-nucleotide messenger RNA. NCBI's taxonomy places the organism in Eukaryota, Metazoa, Chordata, Mammalia, Diprotodontia, Phascolarctidae. The record is from RefSeq and is a predicted model, not a curated record.